Sitodiplosis mosellana (orange wheat blossom midge) is the source of this 2087-nucleotide messenger RNA. RefSeq lists its product as uncharacterized. Gene Ontology annotation, molecular function: protein binding. Lineage: Eukaryota; Metazoa; Arthropoda; Insecta; Diptera; Cecidomyiidae. The record is from RefSeq and is a predicted model, not a curated record. Bases 249 to 1724 code for a protein of 491 amino acids. The transcript has 2 exons.
UGUCAAAUUCAAAUAAGACCAUCACAUCCACCGUACACAAACUGUUCUCUUCGAAGCAAUACAUAUUCUACGAAUCACAUCAUACGAAUACCGCAAAAAGUUGACAUCAUAGUGGGCAAAGCAGCGUCCAUUGUCGAAACGAUUCAAGGAGAUCACUUAUUUUAUGCCAUUUUAAACACAUUUUCGGAAAAAAAAAAAAAUCGCGUUUGACACUGCAGUUACUAAGAAAAAUCUCGAACAAAUUGAAAAUGGCCGACGAAGGGGAGCCUAUAAGUAAGCGACUACGAAGAAGCGAGUCAAAUUAUACAACAGUCGAACAAAGCGUGGAAUCUCAAAGCAAAUCAAGUGAUUUAAUGCAUUCUAAUCCAACAUCAGAUGAUGAAGAAGAUGAGCAAGCGAUCGACGUCGAUUCGCUGUUGGUAUUGAACGAUUACUGUUUGUUGAAAAUAUUCGAACUGUCGAGCAUCGAAUCCCUUUGUCGUUUGGCCAAUGUCUGCAAACACUUCAAACUGCUCGCACAAGACGUUUUUUCUCGGCGUUACUCUGAAAUAUUCAUCGGUUCCCGGUUCUAUCGGUUACUCUUUCGUCGUGUUCUGAUCAAAUUUGGACAUUUCAUAAAGAAGCUCAUACUAGAAGAAGGAGUUCAUCUCAUACCAAACGAUGUAAAUGCAAUUGCAAUGUACUGUCCCAAAUUGGAACAUUUUGUCGCCUUUCGAAAAACCAUCAGUUGUAACGUGCUCAAAUCGGUGUUUGAGCGAUUGAAACAUUUGGAAUUUGUUGAAUGCCAAUUCAUCGGCGAUACAAAGACAAUGUUUGCUGCUUGCGCCCAGCUUGAAAAGAUGCACAUUGACACAAACACGGAAGCCGAUAUGCCGAAAUGCAAUAUUUUGAACCUCAAGAAACUUCGAUUCGUUGCUGACACAAAUGGGAAAAUGGCUGUAUUGUGGCAGUUGCUACAACAGAAUCCACAGAUCAAAGAAUUGUGUGUUCCGUCGCUAGUAGAUAAUGAAAUCAUCGCGAAUAUUGUUCAACAUGCCAAGAAUGUUGAAGUAUUGGACUUUUGGACCAACGGGCGAAAAACUGUGUUACCAAGAAAACAAUCUUGUCAAGGUAUGCUGAAAUUAGCCGAACUGAAAUCAUUGAAGAAGCUGCGGUUGUUUGUUGCAAGCGGUCGCAUCGCUUCAGCACUUGCCGAAGAAUUGACAGCAAAGAAACAAGACAUACGCAAUUUACUAAUCUGGGCCCACAAUUUUGGAAGAAAACAUUUGCCGAGCAUCUUAAAGCUGAAGACAUUGCAAGAACUGGACUUGAUGUUCAAUGGAGAGCUGACCGAUACUGAUCUUGCUUCGAUUUCAAGAGAGCUUCCAUCCUUAGAAAUCUUAUCGCUUCGCUUUUUUCCAGACGCAAGAUAUAAUAUUCCGCUGGAUGGUUUGGUGAAUAUGAUCCAGUUUGGUGAAAAGUUGUGUAAUGUCUGGUUGAUUGGCGUACGUAACAUGAAAAUCGACCAAGAAACAUUCAAAUCGUUGGUGGAGGCGGUUGAAAAAAGGAUUCGGGGCAGUUUAAUGAUUUCACUUCAAGGUUGCAAAACAACUAUGGUCCUUGAUGUACCACAAAAAAUACAACAGGCCAAUCAAUCAACAUUACAAAUUAAAUAUGAAGGCCGCUACUGCUCGGAUAAAGAUGGAUGUGAAAUGUGCAAAGAAGAAAAGAAGGCAAAGCGGUGAAUGAACGGGUUUCGGUCAUCAAGGAUAAACUGAAUCAAAAAGAAUCUCUGAUAAGCAUCUGAAUGGCAAUGACUCAAUUUAACUGAUUUAUCAAAAUCCAUUCCAAUGAAUAGAAGAAACAAACUAAUAUGAAAUAGUAUAGCUAGUACGAUCCAAAAAAAAUUCUGAAUCAAUAUAGUUGUGAUUUGUUACUUCUGUAGUGUCUUUUUGUAAAAAAAAGCGUCCUUUUUUUAUUAAUAAAAUUCGAAAGAUUUCAUUGAUUUCUGAUGAAAAAAAAGAUACAUUAACCAAUAUCGAACCAUUACAGUGUUGAUACUAUAGACUAAGUAAAUAAAAUACAAUACAAGAUUAUUGUUCAACAAA